This is a messenger RNA of Gigantopelta aegis, 1599 nucleotides long. RefSeq names its product IgGFc-binding protein-like. The transcript has 3 exons. NCBI's taxonomy places the organism in Eukaryota, Metazoa, Mollusca, Gastropoda, Neomphalida, Peltospiridae. The coding region runs from base 1 to 1599 and encodes 532 amino acids. The record is from RefSeq and is a predicted model, not a curated record.
AUGUAUGUUACAACUGUUGAGUCAACAACUGUUAACGUCAGAAUAUCAGCACCCCGAAUUCCAUCCACUCAGCCUCCGUUGGACAUUAGUGUCACGAGGGGUGCUCCGGCUAACGUUACACUGAGUUCAAACAUCAGUCUCAUUGGUACUGGAAGACAGGACAAAGGCAUUUUCAUUUCAAGUGACGGUGAUAUUACUGUCCAGUGCUUUAGUUUCAUCGGAUAUGAGCGUAGCAGUGGUGCCUAUCUUGCUUUACCAACAAAUGUACUAUCGAAGAAAUACAUGAUAGCUACUUUCUGUGAAAUAAAUAGCUGCAUGUUUGCUGUUGUUGGUACAGAAAAUGACACCAGUGUGACAAUCUCGAUCAAACUACCGCCUAAUGAAACGGUACAGUUUGAAGGUACGACAUACAGUAAUGGCGAUAUCAUUACACUGACCAUCAACAGGUACGAAGCUGUCCAAAUAUCUUCUUCAGGUUCGUUCACUGGUACCUUAAUAAGAGCCACUGCCGAUAUCGCUGUGUUUGUCGGUGCAGACUACACAUCGGUAAGAGGACGCUCUGGGGAUCACCUGGUGGAACAACUCCAGCCAUUGGAUUCAUGGGGAAUGGAUUACAUGCUGAUUCCCUUUCCAGAUCGAUUGUCAUUUGACUUGGUGAUGGUUACUGCACAAUUUGAGCAAACAACUGUUAUGUAUAACAACUCUCAGUACGUCAUAGAUGAAGCUGGAGAGAAUAUCAUCCUUAAGCUCAUGUCAGAUACACCGUCAAGACUCAGCUCAGACAAAAGGGUUUUAGUAAUGCAGUUGUCUACUAGUGUCAGCUCUGACUUUGAUGACAUUUAUGACAACGACUAUGGUGACUACUCUGACCCAGUUUAUUAUGACCCAUGUAUGCUUCUAGUUACACCCAUGGAACAAUGGAUUUCUCGAUAUUUUUUCGUAUCACCCAUUUUGCUAUCUCAAUCAAAGCCCGUUGUGCUGGCACUUGCUGCAAAUAGCGACUGUACUCCUCUGUUUAAAUUGAUGGCAAUAGAUACACAGAUUUCUCUGACGUGGAUUGAAAUAUCUGGAACGAACAUCAGCGUGUCAUAUACAACCCUUGAACAGGAAGGUCCUUACACCGUGAAGAGUGUGGACAAUCAAUCCACUUGCUCACCUCUCGGUGGAUACAUCUACGGACCAGUACAGCAUUCUGCGUGGACGAUGCCAAUUGGACAGUCUUUGAAAGGACUACCAGAUAAACGUGACAAAUUUGUUUUUAGCUCCACAGAAUUUCCAAUGUCUGUUCGGAGUACUAGUAUUUCUACUAGUUCUGACUCGCUGGGGGUUACCUUCACGAAGUUAGCGAGUGUGGAAAGAUCAUCUCUGCAAUCCUUGGUCACUGGUGUCAGCCCUACACGCUAUUCAGUAUGCACAUGCUUGUGCAAGGUCACAAGAACUCUGACUGACGACAGUUCGACGAUGGGGGAACUGCAGAAGAAUCUGACAGUGGAGAAAAGAACCUUGUCGUCCAGAAGACGAAAAAAGCAGAGUGCAGUUGACCCUAGGUCUGUGUCUAAAGACAUGAAUGAUUUAUGGAGUGUUGAAUCCGAGCAGUAA